CCCAUCCCCCUGGUGCAUCUUCACCGGGAACCCCUCCGACUUUCAUUCGGUAAAGUGGGAAGCGCCCGGCUGCGUGCUCGCUACGGAGACAUGGCCUCACCAAGGACGAUAACCAUCGUGGCCCUCUCUUUCGCCCUGGGUUUGUUUUUCGUGUUCAUGGGCACCAUUAAGCUCACCCCGAGACUAAGCAAAGACGCAUACAGUGAAAUGAAAAGGGCGUACAAGAGCUACGCCAAGGCACUGCCAGGCCUGAAAAGGAUUGGGAUCAGCUCAGUCCUGCUUCGUAAGAUCAUUGGCUCUCUGGAGGUGGGCUGCGGCGUGGUGCUCACCCUCGUGCCGGGCAGGCCGAAGGACGUGGCCAACUUCUUGCUGCUGCUGGUCAUGCUGGCUGUCCUGUUCUUCCACCAGCUAGUGGGAGACCCCCUGAAACGCUACGCCCACGCCCUCGUCUUUGGUAUUCUGCUCACCUGCCGGCUGCUUAUUGCCCGCCAGAGUGAUGACCGGCCGGAGAGAGAGGACAGCAGAGAGGAACAGCACUUGAAUGACCAGGAAAAGAACAAGGUCAAGCGGUCUUAAGAUCCUCUUCCACUUUGGUCCGAGCCGCAGCAAAGGGAACCGGGUGCGCCUCUAUGGAUUGUAGUAAUUCCAUUUUUGAAGGAAGCAGUCACUCCCAGUAAUAAAAGCCCUCACACGUCCCGUUUCAUCCAGCUGGCUGACUGAUUACUCUCACCCACUUCUCUGCACUCUUAAUGUGAAACUGAGAACUCCUGAUCAAUACAUCCUCUACAUAACCGUGGACAAUCAUACCUGUGGAAACUCUGAGCUCAGCUCAUUGUCACAAUAAUCACUCCCUUUUCCCUAUUUAUUUCAGUCCUACACUAUGCUAAACGUGUUUGUGCUUUUACUUGAGUAUGGAUUUCAUUUAUGUUCCAAUUUGAUUUGAGAAUGCUCUUUUUCAUGAAAGAAUCUUUGUAGCUUGUUUUUCUAAUUUGUUUUUAUACUGUAGGUAGGACAGAGUGAUAAUUUAUGAAUUUCAGUAGUUCAAGCAUGUUUCAUUUGGUCAAGACAAUAGAACAUAAACCAAAAGAAGCACUGUUGAAGGAAUUUUGUACUAAUUAUACAUCAACUAGUAUUACAUAUCCACAGUACUUAUUUUGGUGCAGUGUCACCAGAAAAGCUAUUUUAGAAAGAAGAAAUAUAUCAAUCCUCAUUCAUUUUUCAUCUCAGUAGAUUUUUACAGAAGUACGCAUGAAAUCCUUUCUCCUGCAGUAAAAUAAGCUGAAUAGCCUUUUUCUCCUUCCAGUUCAGUUAUCACAGUGAAGUUGUUUAGCUUGAAAGACAGCAGGUGCUGCCUCAGGUGUCUGCUGCUAGCUUGUCCAGCAGAACAUAACCAAAUCAAAAAAGUCUUUUUGCCUGUGAAAAAUUGAAUUUUACCUUUUGUAAUUCACAGUUAGGGUCUUAAACUUAUCCACUGUCUCUUAAAGGUUCUGCUCAUCCAUUUGGUUUUAUUUAUUUUUUUCUCUUUGGGGAUGAAAACUCAGUUGAAAAUGCUGUGAGUUUUGAGAUUCACAAUAUUUCUGUAAAUGAUAUACUUAAAAUAAAGAAUUGGAGGUAAGAUUGACUAAAUAUUGUUUGUUUAUUAGCAGUGUUGCAUU
Molecule: messenger RNA, 1655 nt
Organism: Xiphias gladius (swordfish)
Lineage: Eukaryota; Metazoa; Chordata; Actinopteri; Istiophoriformes; Xiphiidae
Gene: tmem35
Product: transmembrane protein 35
Exons: 2
Coding region: 91-576 (161 amino acids)
Biological process (GO): chaperone-mediated protein complex assembly; positive regulation of protein localization to cell surface
Cellular component (GO): endoplasmic reticulum
Molecular function (GO): acetylcholine receptor regulator activity
Source: RefSeq, a predicted model, not a curated record